Neurospora hispaniola is the source of this 258-nucleotide messenger RNA. RefSeq lists its product as uncharacterized. The transcript is spliced from 3 exons. The record is from RefSeq and is a predicted model, not a curated record. Lineage: Eukaryota; Fungi; Ascomycota; Sordariomycetes; Sordariales; Sordariaceae. The coding region runs from base 1 to 258 and encodes 85 amino acids.
AUGAAGAUCGCAUUAUCCCAUGGUUCAUGCCAGUGGAAUUAUCAUGGCUUAUUUCACAGGAUUUCCAUCAUCGAACUUCCUUCCAAGUCUAUGCAAGUAACACCAAGCCGGAAAUGUACAAAACCGUACCGGCUAGCUACAUACAUGGGAUGGCCCCGAGACCGAUCCGAGCCCGAUCCGAGAAUGGACAGUAAAGGGUACAAGGGUAGUAGCUCUCAUCACCUUUUCGUUAUCGUUGCGGCAUGGACAGAGGUCUAA